AUGAAAAUUAGCGCACCUUCCUGUACUCGAACUCGCAGUCACGGAGAAUGGAGAACAAAGAAGAAAAAGAAUCGACGGAAAAACCAGAAGAAGAAGACGAUGAUGAUGGGCCCCCGCCCGGCUGGCAACAACCCAUUCUUCCUCCACCAGCACCAGCGUCCGCAGCACCGCAGCUGCGGCCUUCUUCUUCUGAAAUGGCUCAAAUGGUUUGUGGUUCUUGUCGGCGAUUGCUUGCAUAUCCACAAGGGGCUAAAUAUGUGAAAUGUUCGUGUUGUCAGACAAUUAACUUUGUGCUAGAAGCACACCAGGUUGGGCAAGUUAUGUGCACAAGUUGUGCAGUGUUGUUGAUGUAUCCUUACGGAGCUCCAUCAGUUAGGUGUUCCACCUGUCAUGUUGUGACAGAAAUUGGGGAUCAUAAUAGGCGUCCCCCUUGGUCCGUACAACAGGGCCAACCCACCCCUCCUGGCCCAGCAUGUUGAAAGCCAUUUUCUUCGCUGGAUAUGGAUUUUUAUUUUCAUCUUUCUUGAUACCAUACCAAAAACUGUUUAUUCUCUAAAUGUGAAGUUUCUGUACAUCAAUGUACAGGAAAAGUUAAUGUUAUUGCACAGUAAUAACUUUGUGAGAUUUUUCA
This is a messenger RNA of Mangifera indica (mango), 631 nucleotides long. Its product is annotated as protein LOL2. Bases 48 to 479 code for a protein of 143 amino acids. The transcript has 4 exons. The record is from RefSeq and is a predicted model, not a curated record. Lineage: Eukaryota; Viridiplantae; Streptophyta; Magnoliopsida; Sapindales; Anacardiaceae.